AAUGCCGGUGUACUUGAUCCGCUGCUUUGUUCAUCGCGAGUUUAACUGCAGUCGCUACUGUUUAGUUACCCGCGAUAAUCGCUUCCAGCGUACAAUGGAAUGUGCAAUCUUAAUUAAUAUCAACCACGUAAUGGCGGGGGGUGUACGUCCCGUUAAAUGACGAUAAUGAUGGACAAUACACGCUAAAUAAUAAUUAGACGUGUGCUAAUUAAACGUCGAGCACAACGACGUCCGCUUCCGUUUCAAGCUUUUACUACAAAAGUCUUCCAGCGCUCGUUCUCGGAGUAAAUUAAACGAGCGCGAUAACGCGGCGUCCAAAUAAACGGCACACCUGAAUUGACAAAAUGGUCCGAAUUACGGGUUUUUCAAAGCGCGCGAAGGAAAAUGGAAUGUCGUGAACCGUGGAGCGGGUUCGUUAGAAGCUUUGUUUCAAGACGCCAAUACAUUUCCGUACGAACACGUCCCUCCUACGGAUCGUUGGGCCGUGUUCUGUUUAUUUUCCAUUCGCCGAGCCGUUACGCCAAAUUUCCCCCGAACAGCGAGGUUCGCGAUAUUCAAAACGUACGGUAUUAUUGUUUCAUCGCAUGUAAUUACGCGAAUCAUGAGGCAAUUUGCGAAAAUUAUGUGAUUUGAAUAUUCGUUAACGCUCUGUGAGUAGCCGGGGCGCAAAGACGGAGAGAAGAAACUAUAGGCGCGUAAAAGAAGAACUUUCUACGUUGAAAAUUGUCAGGAGAGUGAAAAUUUCCAGGUGAAGCGGUAUUUUUUCAAGCCCCUAAUCGCCUUUCUCCUACGCCACGAUAAUUGCGCAAUCCUCGCCUCUCAUUUGCCAAACUAACCGCGUAUGUAUGUUCAAUUCACCUCGCGUUGCUUCACACGCUGAAUCGGUUUCUCUUGUGCGUCAUAAUUGCGUCAAAGGUACACACCCGUAAGUAUGUAACACAAGCCUCGUGAAACGAGUUCAUUUUUUCACGGCCCGACGUAGAAGCUUUGCGAAAAACAGCGAAGACGAAACCCCUGAAAAAUUUCAACUUCGGAGUAAGGGAUUUACCAGAAAUGGAUCGAUUCACCGUCGGCUGGUCUGAUCGACGAAUACGACAUAAUCAGACAUUUCUCGCGGCUGCAGAUGUAGAAAGAAAGAUAAACAAGAUAAACAAGAUAUUUUAAACGUUACAAUCUAACGUCGACCUUGAAACGUCAAGCUUGCAAGUUUCUGCGUUAAAGCCAAAGCCCACACCUGCAGUUUCUUCCUUCGUUCAUUGAAUCAUCCGCUCGAAAGAUUGCAUCGUAAUAAACGAAUUUAGGAUGCCUGCAGCCGCAGAUUUAUCCUGGAUUAACCGACCGAUGCCUAAGCUUUUGCAAUGGGUGGACCCCUGUGUCCCGGUGAGACGGGCGUAUUCCUGGCCGCCCGGAUUCGGCCCUGCAGGAUCGUCGGAAUCGGUGUACCUGGGGUACGGGGGUGACCCAUGGGGCACGUCCUCGGCAACCACUCACGCCGCGAAGGAGCGUCACGCGCGUUUUUCCUGGCAGACACAAAGUGCCCCGGCAUCAAGAAACGUCUCGAAUAAAACGGAGACCGAACUCAAUUCCGAAGCUGAAAACAAUUCGUCCCGGUUAAGAAGAUCAAAGCGGGGCGUGGUACACCUCUACAACAUGGUAUUUUGUGCAACCGGGUGUAACCCCCUUGCUUACAAGGGAUACGGAUGUUACUGCGGUUUUUUAGGAUCAGGAUUUUCCAUAGACGGUAUUGACAGAUGUUGUAAGAUGCACGAUUGGUGCUACGAGGCAACCGACUGCCCGAUGUUCUUGGAGUACUUCGUUCCCUACUACUGGAAAUGCUAUCGCGGCUAUAAACCGAUAUGCGCGGUCGAGCACGGGGAGUGGGGAGGGUCUGGAUCGUGUGCCCAACGUUUGUGCGAAUGCGAUCGUGCCUUGGCGGAAUGUCUGCGUCGGUAUCCUUGCCCAACUACCAAAGCCAUGUGCACGUCUUCUGCCUGGAGGCUGGUGCAAAAUUUAUUUAUGGUUAUGUAAAGUUGAACUACAAAUAUGGAAUUUAACGAACCUAUUCAAUUUAAGACUAUUUAAGACUAAUUAAACCUAAUCAAACGUAUACAUAUGCAUAUAUGUACAUAUACAUAUAAGACUU
Messenger RNA from Neodiprion fabricii, 2143 nucleotides. RefSeq lists its product as uncharacterized. The transcript is spliced from 5 exons. Gene Ontology annotation, molecular function: calcium ion binding; A2-type glycerophospholipase activity. Gene Ontology annotation, biological process: lipid catabolic process; phospholipid metabolic process; arachidonate secretion. Bases 1303 to 2028 code for a protein of 241 amino acids. The record is from RefSeq and is a predicted model, not a curated record. NCBI's taxonomy places the organism in Eukaryota, Metazoa, Arthropoda, Insecta, Hymenoptera, Diprionidae.